CGAGCCCAUUUGUCUUCCUCUGCUCAUACAAUCAGGCUCUCUCUCUCUCUGCAGACGAGCCUCCGGGACCGCAACAGAAAAAAAGAAACAGUCAACGCUCACUCAAAUCGGUCAAAUCUUCUCUCAUUUAAAUGUCGGGAGAGCGAGUUUUUUUUUCUUUCCCCCCAAGUCGCUCAGCGAUGAAGAUUUAAUUGAUUUGAAGUUCAAAUCGGCGAACGGGCGCGCGAGGAGGGAAGUAACAGGACGUCUAUGUCACCUCUCGCUGUAGUUUCCCUGCAGCUACAAUGAGUUGGAGUUUCCUGACUCGCCUGCUGGAGGAAAUCCACAACCACUCCACGUUCGUGGGCAAGAUCUGGCUCACCGUCCUCAUCGUGUUCCGCAUCGUGCUGACGGCCGUGGGAGGCGAGUCCAUCUACUCUGAUGAGCAGAGCAAGUUCGUCUGCAACACGGGCCAGCCGGGCUGUGAGAACGUCUGCUACGACGCCUUCGCGCCGCUCUCGCACGUCCGCUUCUGGGUUUUCCAAAUCAUUCUGUUGACCACCCCCUCGCUCUUGUACCUGGGCUACGCCGUCAACAAGAUCGCUCGGGCAGAUGAGCGGACCGGCUGCGGGGAGAGGAGGCCCGGGAAGCCGUAUCUGGCGGGCAGAAGGCAGCACCGCGGCGUCGAGGAGGCGGAGGAUGACCAAGAAGAAGACCCGAUGAUUUCCGAAACGGCGGAGGGGGAGGGCGAUGGCGACGGACCGGUGAAAGGACGCAGCGAUCCGACAAAGGUCCCGGUGCGCCACGACGGCCGCCAGCGCAUCCAGGAGGACGGACUGAUGCGCAUAUAUGUCCUUCAGCUCUUGAUCCGCGCCGCGCUGGAGGUGGCUUUCCUGUUCGGACAGUAUGCCUUGUACGGCUUCGCUGUGCCCCACACCUACGUGUGCUCGGCCCAGCCCUGCCCCCACAGCGUGGACUGCUUUGUGUCGAGGCCCACUGAGAAAACCAUCUUCCUCAUCAUCAUGUACACGGUCUCCCUGCUCUGCCUGGCGCUCAACAUAUGGGAGGUGCUUCACCUCGGCAUCGGCACCAUCUGCGAGAUUGUGCGCUCGCGCCAGGUGCAGCACCCCGACGACGAGCAGCGUGGGCUGAUGGGGGCACAGGUAGCUCCUCAUGAGGAAAGGCUGGGGGCAGAUGAUUACAGGCACUACUCUUUUUCUCGGAAUGCCCCAUGCCCACCCGGGUACAACGCCGCCAUCGAGCCUCUUCUGGUUACGACAAAGCACCGCGACAAGCCGCUACCCAACUCUGACAUCAGCGACACCAAGACAGCGUCCCGGCAGAACCACGUGAACGUUGCCAAGGAGGAGAGUCUGCAGCGCGGCAGCGACGGUGAGAGCCUGUUCACAGCGGGGAUGGGAGACGCCUCCAGAUGUGUUCACAAGGACGCCCGUCAGCCGCAGAACAAGCUGGAGGCUGACAAUCCGGCCGCCGGCCGGCCACAGAGCCACGGCAAGUCUCACCGUGAGCGCAAACACCGGCAGGCCUCCAAACAGUCCUCCAAACAGUCCAGCAGGGCGGACACUAACAGAGGCAGUAGCAGCGAUUGUGAAGUCAUAAAGGGUUCUGGGUGGUUCUGAGAUGCAGGUUGUGACUUUUGGUGUUUUUUAAAGCAACGCAAAGCCUUCUCAGACUAAGACGUAGUCGCGUUUUCGUGUCCGUACUGUGUUUGAAUGAUGGACACGGCGCCCAGUUUACAUUCCUCUCAGCAGUAAGAUGUUGGUGCUGUCUUUGAGUCCCUGUGAAUACGCAGAGGUCGUCCAUGCUGUGAACCAAAGUGCCUUACUUACUUAAGUGCUGCUUCCUUUUGGCUCCACGUCACUUUAACUCUCACAAAAAAAUCUCAUCAUUACCGCCGAAAACACAUCAUCGUGAUCGAGUGAGAGCCGAAGCCAAAGCAGUUCAGUGGAAGUGUUUACCUAAAUAUAAUGACCUAGAUUUGUUAUUCAGACUGUUGUCAGUGUCUUAUUGCCAUGUUCUUAUACUUUUAUAUAUUUCCCUGUUUGUUUGAAGUUCUUGCUAUGAAGCCUCUCUGCACCAUUGGUGCAUUUUGUUUAUGAUAUUGACAUGAAGAAAUAACCGGUGCAUCUGGUGUGUUCUACGCUUUGUCUUCACUACAUUACUGUAAUUGGUUGCAGGUUUUCAAAUUGAAAUGUUAUUAUGGCUAGUUUCUUGCACUGUGCCAGUGUUUUUGUGAAAAAUAUUUUUACUAACAAAAAGAACAUGUUCUGAAUAAAGAGUUAGUGUUUGUUA
Molecule: messenger RNA, 2292 nt
Organism: Gasterosteus aculeatus aculeatus (three-spined stickleback)
Lineage: Eukaryota; Metazoa; Chordata; Actinopteri; Perciformes; Gasterosteidae
Product: gap junction gamma-1 protein-like
Biological process (GO): cell-cell signaling
Cellular component (GO): connexin complex
Molecular function (GO): gap junction channel activity
Source: RefSeq, a predicted model, not a curated record